Messenger RNA from Panicum virgatum (switchgrass), 971 nucleotides. Its product is annotated as non-classical arabinogalactan protein 31-like. The record is from RefSeq and is a predicted model, not a curated record. Lineage: Eukaryota; Viridiplantae; Streptophyta; Magnoliopsida; Poales; Poaceae. The coding region runs from base 154 to 669 and encodes 171 amino acids. The transcript is spliced from 2 exons.
UCUUCGCAACCUUUAUCCUACUACUACUAGCUACACUUGUCCUGGCCUGCAUCUGAACAGUAGCACAGUACGGCAGCAGCCACCACUGUGGAGCGGGGCAUCAUUCCCAUCACUUGGGCUAGCCCCUGCAGGUAAGGCUAGAGCUAGAUCGCGAUGGCGUUGCUUGUCAUCAGGUGCGCGCUGCUAAUCUCCCUCUCGGCCGUGCUGAUGCUGCUCUCCCUCGGCGGCGGCGCCUCCGGCAUGGGCCUGCCGUCGCCGCCGCCGAUGGUGAACUUCAGCAUCGGCGUGCAGGGCGUGGUGUGGUGCAAGUCGUGCCGGUACCCCGGCUACUUCCCGCCCAUGGACGCCUCCCCGCUCCCAGGCGCGGAGGUGUUCCUGCGGUGCAAGCACGGGCGGCGGGUGCUGACGGUGCCGGGGCAGUCGGGCCCCGGCGGCUACUUCCUGAUCCAGACGUCGCGGCAGGUGGCGGCGUUCACGAGCCAGCAGUGCCGGGUGUACGUGCCGACCUCGCCGGUGCGCGCGUGCGGGGUACCCGCCUACCCGUCCGGCCGCAACAAGGGGCUCCCGCUCAAGUUCCAGGAGUUCGUCAACCGCGGCAACGGCCUGCAGGGGAUGUACUCCGUCGGCAACCGCCUCUUCCGCCCAAAGUACCCGGGCAGGUGCUACUGAUAGCAUGCAGGAGGGCCUGGGGUUUUAUAAUAGUUUGCCUCGUGCGCGCGUCGGGUUCGGUUGGCGGCAGGGACGACGACGGCUUCAAGAAUAAAUCUGCUACUACUAGGUUGAUUAUUGGCUCCUGGAGGUGGGUUAGCAAGGUGUUUAAUUAAUGUGCUAGUACAUGCUGAUUAGCUUCUUGUGUUAAAGGUCAGUUAAACGUAGUAGUUCUGUUCCUGCGUGCUCCUCGAUGGACUGGAUUGCUGUAAUAAUAAGAUGGAUUGAGAACAUGCAUGUAGCUGUUGUUGUUUGUUUCGGUA